GCUCGGACGCGCGCACAGCCGCCCCCCGCCGCCCGAGCGCAGAGCGCGCGCCGAGAACAUGACUUCUGCCUUCAAGCUGGAUUUCCUCCCGGACAUGAUGGUCGAGGGCCGCCUGCUAGUUCCCGACAGAAUUAACGGCACAACCAACAAGAUGAACGGCGCUUUGGAUCACUCAGACCAACCAGACCCAGAUGCCAUUAAGAUGUUUGUCGGACAGAUCCCCCGGUCCUGGUCGGAAAAGGAGCUGAAAGAACUUUUUGAGCCUUACGGAGCCGUCUACCAGAUCAACGUCCUCCGGGACCGGAGUCAGAACCCUCCCCAGAGUAAAG
Leptonychotes weddellii (Weddell seal) is the source of this 329-nucleotide messenger RNA. The record is from RefSeq and is a predicted model, not a curated record. NCBI's taxonomy places the organism in Eukaryota, Metazoa, Chordata, Mammalia, Carnivora, Phocidae.